Sphaerulina musiva SO2202 is the source of this 1065-nucleotide messenger RNA. Its product is annotated as NAD(P)-binding protein. Gene Ontology annotation, molecular function: oxidoreductase activity. The transcript is spliced from 3 exons. The coding region runs from base 103 to 996 and encodes 297 amino acids. NCBI's taxonomy places the organism in Eukaryota, Fungi, Ascomycota, Dothideomycetes, Mycosphaerellales, Mycosphaerellaceae. The record is from RefSeq and is a predicted model, not a curated record.
CGACUCUUUCGCCCGCUCGAACGUCACCUAUUUUUAACUUCUACAGUGGUACAUCAACCUCACUCGCAACUGAGACCUCCCCCAAGACAAAAAGACCACAAAAUGGAUCCCUACACUACAGACCCCAGCAAACUCUUCAGCGUGGAGGGAAUGGUCGUAGUGAUUACCGGAGGAGGCACCGGAAUCGGUCUCAUGAUGACCAAAGCCUUCGCUCACAACGGCGCCUCCAAAGUCUACAUCAUCGGGCGCCGCAAAGAAAAGCUCUCAGCAGCCGUCCUCGAAGCCGGAUCUCGCGGAAACGUCAUCCCCAUCGUCGGAGACGUAACCAACCCACAAAGUCUCCAAUCCAUCUCCUCCCAAAUCCAGUCCGAAGCAGGCUUCAUCAACCUCCUCAUCUGCAACAGCGGAGUCUACUCGCCCUCGAUCGCCAACCCAGCGCAAGUCCCCAUUUCCGAAUUCGUCCAAAAAGCAUUCUCACAAGGCCCCGAAGUCUGGAAUGACAGUUUCGCCACAAAUUCCACUUCAGUAGCAUUUACCGCUUUUGCAUUUCUCCCGCUUCUGCACGCGGGGAAUUUGCGAGGGAAUUGCGCGGGUCGCCAAAGUCAAAUUCUCGUCACGAGUAGUAUUGCGGGCUAUUUGCGAAAUCCUCAAGCUGUUGGGGCGUAUCCCGUGACCAAGGCUGCUACGACACAUUUGGUGAAGGGGUUGGCGGGUGCGUUGGUGCCGUAUUCCAUUCGAGUGAAUGCUCUGGCGCCGGGGUUGUUUCCUUCGGAUUUGGCGGCGGAGUUGAUUGCGAAGGGGGGAACUCCGCUGAAGGAGGAUCCUUGUGUGGAAGGGGCGUUUGCGAAGAGUUUUAUUCCUGCGCAGAGAGUUGGUUCACCGGCCGACAUGGCAGGUACAGUCCUCUAUCUCGCCUCGGCAGCAGGCGCGUACGUGAAUGGAAAUAUCCAAGUCAUCGAUGGAGGUCGAAUUGCCAUUAUGCACGGGACGUAUUAAUGUAGAUUGAGAUUUUCUUUCUUGAGAGCUACCUGAUAUAUACAUACCUUGAUGGAAUUGAAAUUUCAC